Messenger RNA from Ochlerotatus camptorhynchus, 675 nucleotides. RefSeq lists its product as uncharacterized. The transcript is spliced from 2 exons. The record is from RefSeq and is a predicted model, not a curated record. Gene Ontology annotation, molecular function: structural constituent of ribosome. Lineage: Eukaryota; Metazoa; Arthropoda; Insecta; Diptera; Culicidae. Bases 86 to 634 code for a protein of 182 amino acids. Gene Ontology annotation, biological process: mitochondrial translation. Gene Ontology annotation, cellular component: mitochondrial small ribosomal subunit; mitochondrion.
UUUACAUAAUUUUGUAAAACUUCGUCGGCAUUCGAACAUAUUUGCCAUAAAUUAAGAAUAAUCAAUUGUAAAAAAUCUUCAAAACAUGUCGACCAUAAAGUACAUCGGUCGCACAACCGAUUUUAAAGGUAAAACCCUGUGGGAAAUCGUAGGCAAUCUGAAAAAUUUCGGUGUUGGUCGAGUGGUCGUCCGGAACAUGUUCGAGCGCUACCCAGAACCCAGCUACAUGAAAAUCGUUAAAGUCGAAACCCUACCGAAUGAGGAAACACGUAAGGUCAAAGUAACGGUGGAGAAAACAUUCCGCGGCCAAACGUACCCCAAAUUGGUUGAAAUCAACAGCGUUUCCUACAAGGCCGACUAUCGGUUGCUUCACAAGCACGAGGAGGCAUCCUACUGCAGGGCGGUGCAGCGGGCGGAGAAAAUUAUUCCGCGGGAAAUCGAUAUGCCUCCACUAUUGAAGGAAUUUGUUCAAAGAGAAACGGGAAAAAGCGACCCGAAGAUUGCGAUCAAACUGAAACCGGGUCAUAACAAUGUCUACCGAUUGGCGAAGGAGGGCGAGAAACCCACCAUUGAAGUUGGUAUGGGCAUCGGAAAGCCAGCUAGUCCUAAGCUGUAUGCGAAUUGCGAAAUGUAAUUGUUUGGAUGAAUUAAUAUAGAUUAUUAACUAGAAAGAAA